Molecule: messenger RNA, 987 nt
Organism: Plectropomus leopardus (leopard coralgrouper)
Lineage: Eukaryota; Metazoa; Chordata; Actinopteri; Perciformes; Serranidae
Gene: cdk2ap1
Product: cyclin dependent kinase 2 associated protein 1
Cellular component (GO): cytoplasm; nucleus
Source: RefSeq, a predicted model, not a curated record
GAGAUGGGACACACUGAGGGUUUACUCCUCAUCUGAGUGGAAGAAGAGCGGAUACAAAUUUAAAGAUAAAAGUGGAUAAACUUUAAUUUACUUUUCUUUAUUUUUGGUUAAUGUAAAAAGCUCAAUGGAAACAAAGGAUGCGCCCCCACAGACAAAGACAGUUGGAAGCCUCCAGUCUCCCUCAGCGGCUAAUCUGGCCACGUUGCAGUCCUACAGACCCCUCCUGAGCGACUAUGGACCUCCAUCUCUGGGAUUCUCACAGGGCUCCACUGGCAGCCAAGUGCCUCAGAACAAAUAUGCAGAGCUGCUGGCCAUCAUCGAAGAGCUCGGGAAGGAGAUCAGGCCCACAUACGCAGGAAGUAAGAGCGCGAUGGAGAGACUGAAAAGAGGAAUAAUCCAUGCCAGAGGGCUGGUGCGUGAAUGCUUGGCUGAGACGGAGAGAAACGCGAGGUCCUAGCUACGAACACACAUUCCUCCCCGCAAGAACUAACAGUGCGCGUCUCAUGAAAAAAAACAAAAAAAACUUGCAUGGCAUUUCCUUCGAGAAGAGGAAGUAAAAGAACAAAGGAUGGGAAAAGCGAGCUCCUAGAGUGAACAAAAAAAAAAAUAAUACAAAUCAUGACUCCUGAGGAUUGUGGAGGAUCAUUUAAAUCAUGUGUGGGUUACCGGAGGUCAUAUGGAGGGAGAUCAUGUGUUUUUAAUGCCCCACUUUUGGGAUCUUAAUUUCGACUUCAUAUUUAAAACAUUGAUUUGUGCAUGCGGAUGGGCCCGGGGUUAACUGUAGACAGUGCAUGGCUUGUACAGGUAGAUGGAAAGGACUUGUUUUGAUAGUAUUUUGGUCUGUUUUUCAGACCCUUGUAACACAUGAGACUGAGAGUGAGGGGCAGAGAUGUGCCAAAUGCAUCGGUUCAUUAGUGUUGAGGUUGGUUUUGGUAUUAAAAAAAAGGAAAAUGCUGUUACUUGCAUCUUUGUAUGUAUUUAUUACUC